AUGCCAGGAAAUACUGCCGUCAUAAUCAUUGACCCCUACAAUGACUUCCUCCAUCCGAAAGGGAAGCUCAAUGGCCUUCUAGCCGACAGUCUCAACAAAACAGAGACGAUUACCCACUUAAAAGAGAUGGUAGGCGCGGCUCGUGCCAAUAAAAUACCAAUCUAUUACGGCCUGCACCAGCAAGCUAGACCCGGAUUUCUUGCUGGGUGGAAUCAUGCUACCCCAGUGCAAAAGAGCCAAAAGGAGAAUGUAGCCUUCGAAGAGGGUUCAUGGGGUGUUGACAUUUAUGAUGGCUUGGAGCCAAGUUUAGAAAAUGGUGAUGUUGUGGUUUCCAAGCACUGGUCAAGCAGUUCGUUCCAGAACACUGAUCUCGACUACCAGCUAAGGCAACGAGAUAUCCAGAAUCUGGUCAUGGGAGGAUUGACCUCGAACACCUGCCUAGAAUCUUCUGCUCGCUAUGCUUACGAGCUCGGGUAUCAUGUUACCUUAUUGAAGGAUGCUACAGCAGGUUUCACUAUUGAGCAGAAGAAUGCCGCAACCGAGUUGAUCUGGCCAUUAUUCGCUCAUGAAGUGAAGACGGUGGGAGAAUGGAUCGAGACUUUGUAG
Messenger RNA from Cadophora gregata, 606 nucleotides. RefSeq lists its product as uncharacterized. Bases 1 to 606 code for a protein of 201 amino acids. The transcript has 3 exons. The record is from RefSeq and is a predicted model, not a curated record. NCBI's taxonomy places the organism in Eukaryota, Fungi, Ascomycota, Leotiomycetes, Helotiales, Ploettnerulaceae.